Coregonus sp. 'balchen' is the source of this 4505-nucleotide messenger RNA. Lineage: Eukaryota; Metazoa; Chordata; Actinopteri; Salmoniformes; Salmonidae. The record is from the annotation of a GenBank genome assembly.
AGUAUAUGAGAGGUACAUUCUGGGAAUAAUGAACACUGUCCAAACACACUACAGUGUAUAAAAAGGCCAGGGUAUAGCCAGUCCAGUGUACUGUACUCUCAGGUAACUGAUCAGACAAGAUGAAGUUGGCUGUUGUGCUGUUUGCCUUAGUGACCCUUUCUGAGUGCCUUCUCAAGUAAGUACUAUCAUUUAUUUAAAAAAUAUGUAAUGUGUUUCAUUUCUUGCACCUUAUAUCAUCGUAGAUUUCUGUAGGGUAUUGUGUUGCUGAGAGAAUCAUGCUGAAACUAAAGUGAAAGGAAAUCAGUUUUCUAACUGCAGCAUCAGACAGUUUUGAGGCUCUGUUCCUCUCUGAGUCACAGAGAUUGCAGUAGUGUUAUAUUAUCUGAUACUAAACUAGAGAUGUCCACUCUGUGGCCCAGAAUUCCUCUGAUAAAGGGGAAGUCAGCCAGGCAGACUCUGGAGGAGAAGGGUCUGUAUGAAGAGUACAAGAGGAAGUAUCGCUACAACCCCAGAGCCAAGUUUAACACCAGGGCGGGAGAUGCCAUGGUGCCCAUGGUCUACAAUCCAGAGGUGUGCACCUAGCUAUAGCCAAGUCAAUCUUCAUUGGUGACUGCUUAGGCUUUCUCGAGUGUCUGGCUGAAACAUUCCUCAUAUCAUCACAUCAGCUCAUUAACCUCUCUGUCUCACACAGUCAACAUACUAUGGAGUCAUCGCCAUCGGUACUCCCCCUCAGUCGUUCAAUGUUCUCUUUGACACAGGCUCUGCCGACCUGUGGGUGCCCUCUCUCCAUUGCAGCAGCACCCAGGCCUGCAGUGAGUAUGGACACACAGUGAUGACAGUGAUACUAAGAUACACAACCGUGAAACAAUUAAAUAAUAACUAGUUGUGGAACUGUAUCCUCUAAAUAAGACGUGUUAUUCUUUGAUUCUUUGUUAAAAAUGUUCCUUUAAAUCAUGUCUACUCCUUCUCUCUCUCUCACCCUCACCAGGAAACCAUGCCAGGUUCAACACUACAGCAUCCUCCACGUUCCAGCCCAGUUCAGAGACUUUCUCCAUCCAAUAUGUCACUGGUUACUUGACAGGGGAUGUGGGAUACGACACCGUAAUAGUGAGAAUAUCUAUUUACUUUCCCCCACAUCGGUGAUGUAACACUAUAUGUACUCUCAGUAUGAUACUCACAUUUCUGUACUAAAUGAAAUAUUGUCACUACCUUUUAAAAACCAUGUUUAACUUUAUUUCCCAAACACAAUUCAACACAAUCACAAUUGUUUUUUUGUCUUUUAAUCAUUUUAAGCAUAUUUUAACACUGGCUUAACACCUAACAAACACUUUGUACUUUUAAAACACUUUUAACAUAGGCCCUGUUGUUACCUCAUGUCCCAGCGAUAAUGCCUUGCAUUAGGCCUUGGAAGCAAACACUUCAAUUUGCUCAACUUGCCAUUGGCUCAACUUACCCCAUGGUCAUUGGCUCAACUUACCCCAAGGCAAACAUUUAGACUAUAUUAGUCCACACAGCUACACUUUCAUGCUAGGUUUAGGACCUCACAUUGAAGCUUAUAGAGACCCAAACUGAUGUAUAGAACAAUCAUAAAAUUAUCUACUUUGGUUUAGUUACAAGCAUCAUGAAACCUCUAACACAAUAAAUUAAUUUGACUUGGUGAAAAUCUGUUUUUUGGACCUAACUUGAAAUGAUGACCUCAUUGGUCAAAUUAAUAAUUUUGUGUAUGGUUUCCUAGAAACAAGGGUGGCUCAACUUACCCCUUCGGCUCAACUUACCCCACUCUCCCCUACAACUUCUCAUUCUUAAAGGUCCAAUGCAGCCAUUUUCAUCUCAAUAUCAAAUAAUUUCUGAGUAACAAUUAAGUCUUCUUAACAAAGAGCAAUUUCUCAAGCAAGAAUUUUGCUAGGACUUUCUGAUAUUGGUCUGAGUAGUGAGGGGAAAACUGAAAACUAGCUGUUAUUUGGGACACUUUCUUAUUGGUCUAUUAACUAAUUCACCACCUGGUGUUGUCACCAGGCAGGCCAAAACUCCAUCCCAACAAAACAGGCUGACAUUUUUGGCGGUCUUUUCAAACUCUUACACUAAAAGGGCAUUAUUAUUCCAACCUCAUAGUGUGGAAGUAUACACUGAGUGUAUAAAACAUUAAGAACACCUUCCUAAUAUUGAGUUGCCUCAAUUCAUCGGCGCAUGGACUCUACAAGGUGUCGAUAGCAUUCCACAGGGAUGCUGGCCCAUGUUGAUUCCAAUGCUUUCCACAGUUGUGUCAAGUUGGCUAGAUGUCCUUUGGGUGGUGAACCAUUCUUGAUACACACAGAAAACUGUUGAACAUGAGAAACCCAGCAGCGUUGCAGUUCUUGCCACAAACCGGUGCGCCUGGCACCUACUACCAUACCCCAUUCAAAGGCACUUAAAUCUUUUGUCUUGCCCAUUAACCCUCUGAAUGGCACACAUACACAAUCCAUGUCUCAAUAUUGUCUCAAUGCUUAAAAAUCAUUAUUUAACCUGUCUCCUCCCUUCAUGUACACUGAUUGAAGUGGAUUUAACAAGUGACAUCAAUAAGGGAUCAUAGCCUUCAUCUGGUCAGUCUAUGUCAUGGAAAGAGCAGGUAUUCUUAAUGUUUUGUACACUCAGUGUAUAUAAAACACAGGAAAAUCGCAUUUUUGACUGCAUUAGGCCUUUGAAAUGUGUCACCACCAGCAUUUUGAGUGGAUGUGUGUGUGUGACUGGUUUUCCCCUCAGAUCGGUGACUUGUAUGUGACACAUCAGAUCUUUGGCCUGAGUCUGGUGGAGGAUGCUUACCUGCUUACAUUACCAUGGGAUGGGAUUUUGGGCCUGGCCUUCCCCAACCAGCAGUCAAUUAACGGAGGUACUCCUGUAUUUGACAACAUUUGGAAACAGGGCAAGAUCCCUCAAGACCUGUUCUCCAUCUAUCUGACCAGGUGAGAUUUCACUGGAGGAAUAAGUGGACAGGGUUGGCGGGCGGGCGGGCGGGAGGGCGGGAGGGCGGGGGGUGGUUGAUCUGCUGAUGUUUACUAAGUCCCUCUAUGUGAUGAACAUGGACAUUCUUCUUCCCAGCUCUAUAGAUGGCAGUAUGUUAAUCCUGGGAGGAACUGACCCAUCCUACUUCACAGGAAGCAUCCAAUGGAUUCCCAUCUCUCAACCUACUGGCUUCUGGCAGAUCAAAGUAGACAGGUAAUAUUAUGGAUGGCUAGUGUUUGUGAGUUUAUGUGUAACAGAAUUGAAGAUGAUAAUUGUCCCACACAAGACACCAGCCAAGUUCAAACUCAUUAAGGAUGAUCAGUUACUGGUGUUAUGCCUCCUUUUGUUGUUGAUGACUCUACAGAAUAGUGAUGCUCUGCUGAAUGUGCUCUGCCUGUUGCAGUAUUACUAUCAAUGGGAAUACUGUGGCGUGUGCAGCUGGCUGCCAAGCUGUAGUAGACUCUGGCACCACUGAGAUCCUCGGGCCUACCAGCGACGUCAAUAACAUCAAUGGCUGGGUGGGAGCCUACAGCGAACAGGUGUGUUUCACUGGAUCUCAAUCUUAUGAACACAGUUUUGUAAUGGAUAUUUAUGUUUUUCAUAUUUCUAAUAACUGAGGGGGAAAUGAUUUAUGUUACUAAUGUAAGUGACUCAGUAAAUUCUUUAGGAUUAAAUAAAAAAUAAACAAAAUUCCUCACUUCUUUACAGGGUAUCGUGAGUUGCAGUAAUAUAAAGCGCAUGCCUGAGAUUAUCUUCAACAUCAAUGGAUUCGGCUUUACUCUCCCAGCAUCAGCCUAUGUUUUCCCUGUAAGUCUCUCUAAAAUGUAGUCUAAUGUUCCAUUUGAGCAUGUAUUUGAGUACAAAAUCAUAGUAUUUUAGUGAUAUUUAAAGAAUCAUGCCAAUUAAAAUAACCACAGUGCCAAUGCUAUUAUGGAAAUGUUAUCAUUGUUGCGAUGUAAGGGAAUCAACACUGUUAGGAUCAGAGAUAAACGUUUCCACCUGUAAGUCAUACUCCCCCUCUUCUCCCUCCAGUAUGGCUCCAGCUGUAGUACUGGUUUUGGCACCUGGGACAAUGAUCAGUGGAUUCUGGGUGAGGUGUUCAUGAGGCAGUUCUACACUGUCUUCAACAGAGAGCAGAACUGGGUGGGCUUGGCCCAGGCUAAAUGAGUCCAGAGUCAGAUUGACACUGACAAACCCACUGGUGCCCCAACACUGACACCAUGCGUGUCUGCAUCUCAGACUGAGAGAGAUUCACCAGCCCAACCAUCUUUACUCCAGUUCUGUUUACAUCUGAAGUGAACAUCAGACAAGGGUAAUGGAAAAUGAACAAGCUCCACUACUAUACAAUUGUUCCAAUUAUGCAAAUAAAACAAAGUUAACCUGUAUCCGAUGUAUGAUUGAUUAAGUCUAUUAUGUUGUUUUCCAAAUGUGUUGUCUGUUUGACCCUUCAAAUGGAUUAUCAUUCAGAUUAACCAGAUUGAUUAUGGGCCCAUCCUCCAUAUAAAACUUGAGUGUUCUCCUCUGGU